Tachysurus fulvidraco (yellow catfish) is the source of this 3803-nucleotide messenger RNA. RefSeq names its product transmembrane protein 255B. NCBI's taxonomy places the organism in Eukaryota, Metazoa, Chordata, Actinopteri, Siluriformes, Bagridae. The coding region runs from base 231 to 1268 and encodes 345 amino acids. The record is from RefSeq and is a predicted model, not a curated record. The transcript is spliced from 9 exons.
UAGCCACGAGGUGUCGCCUGUGUCUGGUGUUGAACAGUAACACACGAUCGGGGUCUGUGAACGCACCCCGAGCAUCAGUUAAUCAGCAGCUCACCUGUGAGACUCUGCUGUAGCUCUCACACCAGCCUCUGCUGCUUCUUCCUAAAACUCGUUACCCAGCUAAGAAAACAAGUCGAAUUAAUCUUUUGUUUUAGAAUUUCACCUCUUUUGCUUGUUAAAACAGCUGAAAUAUGCAGCAGCCUUCAGGAGCACAGAGCACAGAGUCAGAUCCCUCAGAUCAGUACUCAAAGAGACGCUGCACAGCGAUGUGGUGCACCGCAGCUUUACACGCUCUGUCCGUCAUCAUCCUGCUGAUCGGCCUCAUGGCUGCUACCCGCACUGGAAAUGUGGCGGUGGCCGGUUACUACUCGGGCAUCAUACUGAGCUUUGGAACGUUCUUGGGCAUCGUCGGGCUCAAUGUGGUGGAGAACCGAAGACCUAUGUUGGUUGCCGCCAUCAUUUUCAUCAGCCUGGGUGUGAUCUCCUGUUUCUUUUGCGCCAUCAUGGACGGCAUCGUCGCCGCCGAGUAUAUAGACCGGAGACCACUAAUGGAAGGAAGGUGCGAGUUUUAUGCCAGCAGCUCAGGCUAUGUGUAUGACAACUACUACAGCGAAGUUACGUGUCAGAACUAUAACCAAGAGUGCAAGCUGAAGGUGAAGACCAACACCUGUUACUGCUGUGAUUUAUACAGCUGUGAGAGCCCAGGAUACAGCGCACAUUACUAUGAGUUCACGGCCGUGAGUAGCUGCUGGGACGUGGUGCACCUGCACAGGCUGCUGUGGUCCGACGUGGUGCUCAACGUGCUAGGAGUUUUCCUGGGCAUCAUCACUGCUGCCAUACUGGGAGCCUUCAAGGACCUGGUUCCAGCCGUUCGGUCCCAGACGUCUCCGCGGGCCGCUCCUCCACCACACAUCCUCUAUAACCCCACGCAGCAUGUGGUCACUUACGCAGGAUUCUGCCCAUCCGGACAAACCCUGCCUGCUUACCCCAAUUAUCCAAUGCCCCUGCAGCACCUCAACAAUUACCCAGCAGCCAGUCCUCAGCCCAGCCCCGAUGUGCCCGUGUCUCCGUCAGAAGAGAGCCAGUCUCAGCCCAGCAAUAGCAACCCUGCAGCUCCAUCCCAGUCCAGCUGUCCAGACACCUCAGCCUACAUGCUCACUCCAAAUGCACCCUCGCUCUACCCACACUCCUUAGGGCCCUUUGAAAAGCCUCCACCCUAUGCAUGCUGAAAGGACUCCUCAUCCCUUGGAAAUAAAUGUUACAAACAGUCGUAAUCGCCUAACGUCGUCAGGAUUCCGUGUUAAAAUAAUGUAGAAUAAGAUUUGCUUUUUAAUGGAUAUUAUGAAGAAUAUGAAGCGAAAAAAAUCAUUAAUUAGAACUAAACUGUUUAAAUUCAAUUAAACUGUUCCUCCUAGUUGCCAGGGACAGGGCAGGAAUCCCCUGGAUAACAUCACAAGACCUUCUGGUAAAGACAUGAAGCCAAGUAUAAGUAACAAGUUCCCAUUUUAGUCAAUUAGCUGAUGUCAUAAUCCAAAGUCUUCCUACUGAGAUACUGAGAUUUAAACUGCUUGGCAAUGCUGAGAUUCACGCUCUCAAGCUUCUGAUCAUUAGCCCAAUGCCAUUAAUAUGGAGUCAUCCCUGCUUCUUCACCUCCCUUCUUCCCUUCUUCAUCUUUGUUGCUGAGUAAACACCCCCCCCCCCCCCAAACAUGUAGCAGACCCAGUACUUAAUGCUGCUUCCAUACUGAAGUAAGUUUCCUGCACUGUACCAUACAGCAUUUGCUGCUAGGCCCCAGCAACCUUAGCCAGAUCCCCUGCACUAGGGCUGGAGUCUCUAAGCACCGCCAGUAUGCGUCAGUACACCCUAAGGGCCUUUUUACCCCUGGUCACUUCAUGUGUUGUCUCUGAUCCCAUAGCUAUCUGAUUUGUUAAAACUGUUCCAUUUACAUCAGGCCACAUAAAUGCGUCUCGGCGAAUCGGAUAUCGAUCCGAUCUUUCUACUCCCGCCCAAAAUGCUAAUAUAUUUGACCUCAUUUCCGGGGUAAUUGAGAUGGAACACACUUUGGUGUAUGCGGUUUUCAGAAUGCAAUCAAAAAGAAGACGAGAGAACUUGUUACGACGGAUAUGUUACAAAAAAAAGCAUUUACUGUUUGCUGCAGUUUAAGACCCAACGAGACGCCUGGGUGAAAGAUCACGUGCGAGUGACGUACUUCCGUUUGGGAGGAGUAUAGCGCUGAUGUAUGUGGCUUGAACAACCACAUGCAUUUACACCUGUCCAGUUUCAUCUGAAAUGCGUCCCAGACCACCUCCUGAAGGGGUUUGAACGAUCGGAUUUAUAUCCGUCUCGAAAACGUUUCAGAGGACAUUUUAGAACUGGUCUUUUUACCAUCGGAUAGCUACCUGAUCACAGAAAACGAAAACACAUGCAUUGACCAGGUGUAAAAAGCCCCACAGUUUCUUAGUGAACUCAGAAACAAGCUCAGAAACCAGCCCCAUGUUAUCAGGCACGCUAACAUGUGCUGUGCUACAGCUCCUGUUGAGGAGGCUAAAACAUGUGAGCACUAGUACUGUUGCUCUUCACCAUGAGACAUUCAGAAUUAGUUGUCGUAUGUAGAGAUAACUGGUUAAAGGCAUGCAGUCAUUUCAUCGAGAGGGGCAAUAAACCCCAAGUUCUAUCUUACUGGUCACCCUAAAGGAAAGUUUCCACUUGGUAAUGAAACCCUAUUGGGGAGUCACCAAGGACCUGUACUGUAUAUCACUAGCUGUAGUGUACCACAGUAAGAGUGUGGCCAUGUGAUGUGACAUCAUCGAGGUGGCACGAGGUCAGACAGCUUCUUCACCUUACAGAUCAGCUCUUCAAGUGUUCUCCAUGGUUAGCCUUAUUAAGAGGGGCUUCUGUACAAUAGUAAAGCAGACACUUUCUCCAGGUCCAUGAGCACAUUUCUAGUUACUGAAGUUGUUAUUCAGGUGACUCCAUCACUCCUGAUGAUUAGAAGGCAUGAAACUGAAAGCGUGAUGUCUAUUUGACUGUCUUUGGCUUCUUAUCUUUCAGAAACAAAAAAAAUGACCCUGUAAGUAAUUUCAAGGGCAGGAUGGCUGCAUGUCAGUGGUAUUUAUUGCAUUUACUCUUAUGCAUCUCUUUGUGACUUUGUUAGGUCUGAGUACGAGUGUUUACCCACGUAACAAGGUGACACGCGCUGUCCUUACGAACGGUGUCUUAACCCGGUAUUACCAUGCUGCACUACAGAAUCUUCAGACCAAAGAAUGCUUGGCUGCUCUACACAAUAUAGAGCACAAACACAGUCUUAUUACAACCACCUUUGUUUGUUUGUUUGUUUAUUUAUUUAUUUAACAGCACUCAGCCUCGUUAGACAGAAGAGACUGAAGGUUUCCCCAGUACUAAAUGCACCGAGGACUAACAUAAGAGAAUUAUAAAAACAAAAUGUCAAAUACAAUACAGGUGAUUAAAAAAAAACAAAUACAUAAACAAUGACUUUGAGCACCUACUCAGCCUCUGGUGGCAUACGAAGGCCUUUUAUUCUAGAAGGAAAGGUAGCAGAAUGUCUUUGUCUUUUGUUUAAAAAGCAUUGUACAGUCACGUAUUUACAUAUACACUAUGUUACAUCUCUCUCACUCUCUCUCUCUCUCAGUAGCUUGUGUUGUGGCGCAGUGCUUUUUCAGAUGUCUAAUGCAAGUGUACACCUAUUUCUCAAUGAGUAUAAUAUAAAUUAUACACCUUACAGUGUCUGUGAUUGAGUGUGUAUA